CAACAACAACAACAACAACAACAACAGCAACAGCAACAACAAAAUCAACAGCAGCAGACCCAACAAAACCAACAAGCACAACAAAUGCAACAACCACAGCAAAUACAAGUUAUGAUUCAACAACCUCAGGGACAGGUUGACAUGCAGCAGCAACAGUCACAACAACAGCAACAACCUCAACAAGUUUCUGUCGCCACAGGUCAGCAAACUAUUACUAUGCAGAUGUCUUCAGAUGGAUCCAAUGGAGGCACUGUGCAACUCCCUCAUUCAUCUGCUCCAAUGACCACUAUUGAGACAUCCGGUCAAAUGCAAAUUUCUACUAUCCAACCGCAGCAACAGCAACAGGGUCAAGUGCAAAUGACUAAUAUACAAGCUCAACAACCAGGGCAAGUCCAACAGCAACAUACUAUGCAGGCACAGACACCUACUCAACAGCAACAGCAACAACAGCAGACUCAAAUUCAACAGAUCAAUGACUGGAGUCAUGGACGUGUUCAGUUAAUUCAACAAGCUGGCCCUCAGUUUGUACAAUACAAUGCUCAAGGCCAAUUAAUCAUGCCUGGAACAAUGUUGCAACAUCCUACCUCUGGUGCUAUACAAGUGAUUGCAGCUCCUAAUAAACAAUUCCAGUCACAACAGAUGCUCACCACAGCACAUGCACAUAAACAGGUAAUAUCGCAAGGACAGGCAACUUCGUUUCCGACUGGAUAUGCUGCUAUACCAACCACAACUAACCAGACACUUGUCAUCGGCCAGUUAGGGGUGAUAAGUAGCCAGCCAAAUAUGAAACAAAAUGAAAUGCAACAAACAGUACGUACUAUAGACUUUUUUAAUAU
Messenger RNA from Acyrthosiphon pisum (pea aphid), 836 nucleotides. Its product is annotated as forkhead box protein P2. The transcript is spliced from 2 exons. The annotation marks the transcript as partial. Lineage: Eukaryota; Metazoa; Arthropoda; Insecta; Hemiptera; Aphididae. The record is from RefSeq and is a predicted model, not a curated record.